Monascus purpureus is the source of this 1680-nucleotide messenger RNA. The record is from the annotation of a GenBank genome assembly. Lineage: Eukaryota; Fungi; Ascomycota; Eurotiomycetes; Eurotiales; Aspergillaceae.
AUGCCUCCAUCCUCUCGGUCCUCUUCGGAGGCCCUGCAGAGGCCAGCGUCCUGGCUACGCUGCCCUCAUCGUCGCCCCUCCUCUUCAUCCUCAUCUCCAUCCUCAUCUCCAUCCUCAUCUCCAUCCUCAUCUCGGCAGUCGCUGUUGCUGCUGUUGCUGCUGUUCCUGCUCCCCUUCUCCCUCUCAGCAGCUGCACAGGCCACCCUGCACACAGCCUGCUUGGUCGUGCCGUCAAACGCGUCCCAGGAUCUGCCCACGGCCAACUUCACCCUGGAACGUGGCCAGGCUUCUGCCCCAUCGGAGAUCCAGCUCGCGCCUCUGACGCAGCAUUUGCUCUCUCUGAAUAAUAGCGACCUUCAGGGGGGUUUCAUCAUCAAAGGGCAGCUGGUGCAUGUCGACUCUACGAAUUCCUUUGCUGCGGGCACCGGCUCCAUCGCCUUGGUGAGCUGUGACGCGGCCGACUACCAGGGCAACUUGAAUGCAAGCCAAACCCUGACGAACAUCCUCACCUCGACUUCCAUCCCGACGGCCAUUAUCCUGUACAGCACCCGCUCCGACCACUGCCACUACACGGCUUACUCCCCUCCUGCUUCCCGCUACAACGACAUCUUUACCAUCUGGAAACCAUCCGUGGCGACUAUCCUCCUCGAUCAGCUGGCCGCAGGCAAACCCCCAUCCGUAAGCAUUGUCAGCGACAUGUCCAUGGUCGACAAUAGCCCCGGUGGUCCCGGGCCAGGAACCACUCCCUCAGGGGGAGGAGGUCCUAAUACUGCCAUGGUGAUCCUGUACAGCAUCACAGGCAUCAUAACCGCCCUGUUCCUGGGGAUCAUCAUUACCGGAGCCGUGCGUGCCCAUCGCCACCCAGAGCGCUAUGGGCCCCGGCGCGCCGUGGGCCGAACCCGGCAGAGUCGAGCGAAAGGCAUCGCAAGAGCCAUGCUGGAUACGAUUCCCAUCGUCAAAUUUGGCGAUGUGCCCGGGGAUCAUCAUGCCGAUACCGGCAAGGGAGAUAUCGAGUUGGGCCCAGACGGCGAUGAUGAACCGAGAGCCGGUAAAUCGGGGGAACACGUGGAAACGAACGAGGCGAGUGGCAAGGACCUGCGGACGAAGCAGAGUGAUGCGGGAAAGGAGGGGACGUCAGACGCCCCAAAAAGUGCGCCACCCGAACAUACCCACGAAACGGGCAACAACGUGUGCCCGAUCUGUACCGAUGAUUUUGUCAAGGGUCAGGACAUCCGACUUCUUCCAUGCAACCACCAAUUCCAUCCAGAGUGUAUCGAUCCAUGGCUGGUGAACGUGUCAGGAACAUGUCCUUUGUGCCGCAUCGACCUCCAUCCCGCCGCCCCCGUGGACGAAGAGGGCGAAACAAGCAGCGACAAUGGUGCUGGGAGAGGGCAGGAAUCGGCGUCUGCAUCUACCCGUGAAGCAAGCCAGAUCCGGCAACACCGCGGUCUCGCGGCUUAUCUGCAAGAGACGUUGAACGUCCGACGGAUGCUCGACGCCAGCCCCGAAGAGCGACUGGAAGCGCUCCGGAACGUGCGGCACAUCAGCCGCGGACAGAGUCACGGCGAAGAGAAUGCGGAAGAGCGACGCCGACAUGGAAUCCGAUUGGCAUCCCGACUUCGAGAUCGAUUCCGGAUCCGAACGAGACGGCACGGGGAUCCGGACACUCAAGGGCAAUGA